Molecule: messenger RNA, 19617 nt
Organism: Yarrowia lipolytica CLIB122
Lineage: Eukaryota; Fungi; Ascomycota; Dipodascomycetes; Dipodascales
Source: RefSeq, a predicted model, not a curated record
AUGGCUGCCCGCCAGCAAGCGCGAUUCAACGGUCCAAUGGAUACCAGUGCCAUGACCGCCUCUGCUAUUGCCCCCGUGGGGUUUGAGGUGAGAUUGAGGGAGCCCACACCCACGGCUCCCACACUGAGAAGACGAGAUAUUCCCGAGGAGUACUCUGUUUCUUGUCAGCCGGACACUACCACCACCUCCUGCUACAACUUCAACAACGGACUCACCAAGGACCAGUGCUCCACCAUCUGUACCAACAUCGGUAAGGACUCCCUGAAGAAGUGUCCGAUCAUCAUUUCUAAACAGGACUGUUGGUGUACGUACUUCAGCGACAAUGCGCAGAAUAUUGCCGAUUGUGUCCAGUGUCUCGGUCUCUACUCUGACAACUUCCUCCUGCUUUAUCCCCUUGUGCUGUCCAACUACGACAAGUGUGGCUAUGCAACAACUGCCAGCACAGUAUGCGAAACCUCAACCCUGGCCGGUCCCUGUUCGUCCAAUCUCAUCAGCAGAUACACCAAGUAUCUAUCUGGAACUUCUCCCACAGAAGUGGCUAUGGUCGACGACGCAGGACUCCCAUUUAUCGAGAAGGUUGUGGUUCCUGAAACCGUCACAGGAAACAGAGAGGGUCUCUCCACACUGACAGAUUCCGGAGGUCAUGCUACUGGACUGGUGGUUGUGGUUCAAAACCCAGACUACAAGGUGUCCUGUGAACCAGACAUCUCCACCACUACGUGUUAUCCUAUCAACCCUGGUUUGACAAAGGACGACUGUACAAAGAAGUGUAACAAUGUUGGACUUUCCAGCGCUCUGUGCGUUGCCAAUCUAGGAAUUGGAAAUUGUUGGUGUGACUCCUUUGAUAAGAACGCACAGGAUGUUGCCGAUUGUGUACAGUGUCUCAGUCUUUACACCGACAACUUCCUAGCAGUUUACCCUUUGGUGCUUGGUCAGAUUGAAAAGUGUAAGAGGGCUACUACUGCAAGUACCACUUGUCACCCUACUGUGCUUGAGGGUGAAUGCACUUCCACUCUUAUCACCACUUACACUUCUAUCAUUCCCGGCCCCUCGCCUCAUGUGACUACUACGGUUGACGCCACUGGAAACCCCUACGUCGAGAAGGUUGUCAUUCCCGAAACCAUUACCGGUGCUCGAACUGGACUUUCGACCAUGAGUGACGCUGAUGGAGAGGCCACAGGACUGGCGGUCAUCGUCCACAACCCAGAUUACUACUACACGUGUGAGCCUGACACUUCUACCCAGAGUUGCGGCGUCAAUUCUUCUGGACUCACGUUCGACUUUUGUUUCAACGCCUGUCUCAAGAUUGGCCAGGGAACUAUCAAAUGUCUGCUUCAGCUCCAAACGUGUUGGUGUGACUUCUUCACUGCCAACGCCAAAAACGUGGCCGAUUGCAUCCAGUGUCUGAGUAUCUUCACCAUUGACCUGCAGGCUUUCCCCGACCUGUUGUCAAACAUUGGUGCUUGUGGUUUCAAGACUACAGCCACCACCGAAUGCUUCAGCUCCACAAUUUACGGCAUGUGUCAAUCCACUCCUAUCCCCCAGUACACUUCUUUCGUAACUGGCGCCACGUCUGGAGGUGCAACCGUGAUUGAUGAGAAUGGAAGACCUUUCCUAGAGGAGACCAUCGUUCCCCAGACUAUCACCGGACUGAAACCAGGCACAUCCACCAUGAGAGAUGACAACGGGGUUCCUACUGGCCUUGUCAUCACUUCGGUGCCUGAGUGGUCUGAAUACUGUGAGCCAGAUACCACGACCGAGAUCUGCCACAUUGUGGACCGUGGAUACAAAGGUCUCGACUGUAACAAUGCUUGUCAGGCUCUUGUUAGUGGCAUAGGCAAAUGUCCUGUUGCUGGAGACUGUUGGUGCAAUUUCUUCGCGGAUAAUGCCCAGAACGUCGAUGACUGUCGUCAAUGCAGAGCUCUGAAUCCUGACAACCUGUUACAAAAGGUCCCAGUUGUAAUGUCCAACAUGGAAAGCUGUGGACUGCCUACUACCGCCAGUUCUUCGUGCGUUACAUCCACCGUGAAGGGAGCCUGUACUUCGCUGUCAGUUCCACCUGUCAAGCCUGAGAUUGUGACCGGUUCGGUCCCGGGAUUCUCUGUGUCCACAGACUCUCUUGGAGACCCUCACGUCAUCCAGACACUGGUACCUUCUACUGUUACAGGCGCCACUGCAGGAACUUCUAGUAUUCUGAACAGCGAUGGAGAUGUCACGGGAGUGGUUGUGACUACUACAGUUCCUUUUGUACCCGACACUGUGAUCACUGGAGCGGUUCCUGGAUCCACCACUUUGGUCGAUGAGGAUGGAAACAGUCACGUCAUUGAAACCAUUGUUCCCACUACUGUAAGUGGAGAUACUCCCGGAACAUCCUCUAUUCUCGACGAUGAUGGUAUUGUUACAGCAGUCAUUGUUACCGAGACCCCACAAUCGGGCUCUGGAGCAGGUGAUGAAGUGGAUACCAUUGUUGCGACUGGGUCUGAGCCUGGCACCCUGACAACUGUUGAUGAGAACGGCAGCACCCACGUGAUUGAGACUCUGGUUCCUUCCACAGUCUCUGGCGAGACUGCUGGUACUUCAAGUCUUACUAACAGUGACGGAGUCGUCACUGGAAUUGAGGUGACUGAGACUGGUGCUCAGACUCCAACUCCGACUCCCGACGUUAUUACCACUGGCUCCAUUCCUGGUACGUCUACAUCUGUUGAUGAAAACGGCAGCACUCACGUGAUCGAGACCCUGGUUCCUACUACAAUCUCUGGCGAGACUGCUGGUACCUCAAGUCUUACCAACAGUGAUGGAGUUGUCACUGGAAUCGAAGUCACCGAGACUGGACCUAAGAUUCCAACUCAAACUCCCGAUGUUGUCACUACUGGCUCCAUUCCCGGUACUUCGACGUCGGUCGAUGAGAAUGGUAGCACUCACGUGGUUGAGACCCUGGUUCCGACUACAGUCUCUGGUGAGACUGCUGGUACUUCAAGUCUUACUAACAGUGACGGAGUUGUCACUGGAAUUGAGGUGACUGAGACUGGACCUCUGACAGGACCUCAGACUCCAACUCAGACACCUGAUGUUGUAACCACUGGCUCCAUUCCCGGCACUUCAACAUCUGUUGACGAGAAUGGCAGCACUCACGUCAUCGAGACCCUAGUCCCCUCGACAGUCUCUGGAGAGACUGCUGGUACCUCAAGUCUUACCAACAGUGAAGGAGUUGUCACCGGAAUCGAAGUCACCGAAACUGGACCUCUGACUCCUACUAAGACUCCCGAUGUCGUCACCACUGGCUCUAUUCCCGGCACUUCGACAUCUGUUGACGAGAACGGCAGCACUCACGUCAUCGAGACCCUGGUUCCUUCCACCGUGUCUGGUGAGACUGCUGGUACUUCAACUCUUACUAAUAGUGACGGAGUUGUCACUGGAAUUGAGGUGACUGAGACUGGUCCUCUGGCUCCAACCGAGACUCCCGAUGUCCUCACCACUGGCUCUAUUCCUGGUACUUCGACAUCUGUCGACGAGAAUGGAAGCACUCACAUCAUCGAGACUCUUGUCCCCACGACAGUCUCCGGCGAGACUGCUGGUACUUCAACUCUCACCAACAGUGACGGUGUUGUCACAGGAAUCGAAGUCACCGAGACUGGACCUCUGACUCCAACUCAGACUCCCGAUGUUGUCACCACUGGCUCCAUUCCCGGCACUUCGACAUCUGUCGACGAGAAUGGAAGCACUCACGUGAUUGAGACUCUGGUCCCCUCAACAGUCUCCGGCGAGACUGCUGGCACCUCAACUCUUACCAAUAGUGACGGAGUUGUUACCGGAGUUGAAGUCACCCAGACUGGACCUGUGACUCCUACUAAGACUCCCGAUGUCGUCACCACUGGUUCUAUUCCCGGCACUUCGACAUCUGUUGACGAGAACGGCAGCACUCACAUCAUCGAAACUCUUGUCCCCACGACAGUCUCCGGCGAGACUGCUGGUACUUCAACUCUCACCAACAGUGACGGAAUCGUCACUGGAAUUGAGGUGACUGAGACUGGACCUCUGACUCCAACUCAGACUCCCGAUGUUGUCACCACUGGCUCCAUUCCCGGCACCUCGACAUCUGUCGACGAGAAUGGAAGCACUCACGUGAUUGAGACCCUGGUUCCUUCUACAGUCUCAGGAGGGACUGCUGGUACUUCAAGUCUUACCAACAGUGACGGAGUUGUCACCGGAAUUGAGGUGACUGAGACUGGACCUAAGACUCCAACUCAGACUCCCGAUGUUGUCACUACUGGCUCCAUUCCUGGUACUUCGACAUCUGUUGACGAGAAUGGAAGCACUCACGUCAUCGAGACCCUAGUUCCCUCAACAGUCUCUGGCGAGACUGCUGGUACUUCAAGUCUUACCAACAGUGACGGAGUUGUCACCGGAAUCGAAGUCACCGAAACCGGUCCUCUGACUCCAACACAGACUCCCGACGUUAUCACCACUGGCUCUAUUCCUGGUACUUCGACAUCUGUCGAUGAGAAUGGAAGCACUCACGUGAUUGAGACCCUGGUUCCUACUACAGUCUCAGGAGAGACUGCUGGUACUUCAAGUCUUACCAACAGUGACGGAGUUGUCACUGGAAUUGAGGUGACUGAGACUGGACCUCUGACAGGAUCUCAGACUCCAACCCAGACUCCUGACAUCAUAACUACUGGAUCUGUACCCGGUACAUCGACAUCUGUUGACGAGAAUGGCAGCACCCACGUGAUCGAGACUCUGGUUCCCUCAACUGUCUCUGGCGAGACUGCUGGAACUUCCAGCCUCACCAACAGUGACGGAAUCGUCACUGGAGUUGAAGUGACUGAAACUGGACCUCUGACAGGAUCUCAGACUCCAACCCAGACUCCUGACAUCAUAACUACUGGAUCUGUACCCGGUACAUCGACAUCUGUUGACGAGAACGGCAGCACUCACGUGAUCGAGACCCUGGUUCCUUCAACAGUCUCCGGCGAGACUGCUGGCACCUCAACUCUUACCAACAGUGACGAAGUUGUUACCGGAGUUGAAGUCACCCAGACUGGACCUGUGACUCCAACUCAGACCCCCGAUGUCGUCACCACUGGACCCGUACCUGGUACAUCGACAUCUGUUGACGAGAAUGGCAGCACUCACGUGAUCGAGACCCUUGUCCCUACAACAGUCUCUGGCGAGACUGCUGGUACUUCAAGUCUUACCAACAGUGACGGAGUUGUCACUGGAAUUGAGGUGACUGAGACUGGUCCUCUGGCACCAACUCAGACUCCGGACGUUGUCACCACUGGACCUGUUCCCGGCACAUCGACAUCUGUUGACGAGAAUGGAAGCACCCACGUGAUUGAGACCCUGGUUCCUUCAACAGUCUCUGGCGAGACUGCUGGUACUUCAAGUCUUACCAACAGUGACGGAAUCGUCACUGGAAUUGAGGUGACUGAGACUGGAUCUCAGACUCCAACCCAGACUCCUGACAUCAUCACUACUGGAUCUGUACCCGGUACAUCGACAUCUGUUGACGAGAAUGGAAGCACCCACGUGAUCGAGACUCUGGUCCCCUCAACAGUCUCCGGCGAGACUGCUGGCACCUCAACUCUUACCAACAGUGACGAAGUUGUUACCGGAGUUGAAGUCACCCAGACUGGACCUGUGACUCCAACUCAGACCCCCGAUGUCGUCACCACUGGACCCGUACCUGGUACAUCGACAUCUGUUGACGAGAAUGGCAGCACUCACGUGAUCGAGACCCUUGUCCCUACAACAGUCUCUGGCGAGACUGCUGGUACUUCAAGUCUUACCAACAGUGACGGAGUUGUCACUGGAAUUGAGGUGACUGAGACUGGUCCUCUGGCACCAACUCAGACUCCGGACGUUGUCACCACUGGACCUGUUCCCGGCACAUCGACAUCUGUUGACGAGAAUGGAAGCACCCACGUGAUUGAGACCCUGGUUCCUUCAACAGUCUCUGGCGAGACUGCUGGUACUUCAAGUCUUACCAACAGUGACGGAAUCGUCACUGGAAUUGAGGUGACUGAGACUGGAUCUCAGACUCCAACCCAGACUCCUGACAUCAUCACUACUGGAUCUGUACCCGGUACAUCGACAUCUGUUGACGAGAAUGGAAGCACCCACGUGAUCGAGACUCUGGUCCCCUCAACAGUCUCCGGCGAGACUGCUGGCACCUCAACUCUUACCAACAGUGACGAAGUUGUUACCGGAGUUGAAGUCACCCAGACUGGACCUGUGACUCCAACUCAGACCCCCGAUGUCGUCACCACUGGACCCGUACCUGGUACAUCGACAUCUGUUGACGAGAAUGGCAGCACUCACGUGAUCGAGACCCUUGUCCCUACAACAGUCUCUGGCGAGACUGCUGGUACUUCAAGUCUUACCAACAGUGACGGAGUUGUCACUGGAAUUGAGGUGACUGAGACUGGUCCUCUGGCACCAACUCAGACUCCCAAUGUCGUCACCACUGGCUCUGUACCUGGUACAUCGACAUCUGUUGACGAGAAUGGCAGCACCCACGUGAUCGAGACCCUGGUCCCCUCAACAGUCUCCGGAGAGACAGCUGGCACCUCUAGUUUGACAAACAGCGACGGAAUCGUCACUGGAGUUGAAGUGACUGAGACUGGUCCUCUGACUGGAUCUCAGACCCGCGACGUUGUUGUCACGACCGGUUCCAUUCCUGGUACAUCAACAUCAGUUGACGAGAACGGCAGCACUCACGUGAUCGAGACUCUGGUUCCCUCAACAGUGUCUGGCGAGACUGCUGGUACUUCAACUCUUACUAACAGUGACGGAGUCGUCACUGGAAUUGAGGUGACUCAGACUGGUCCUCUGGCACCAACUCAGACUCCCGACGUUAUCACCACUGGCUCCAUUCCCGGCACAUCAACAUCUGUCGACGAGAAUGGCAGCACUCACGUCGUCGAGACCCUGGUUCCUUCGACUGUUUCUGGCGAGUCUGCUGGUACUUCAAGUCUUACUAACAGUGACGGAAUCGUCACCGGAGUUGAAGUCACUGAGACUGGACCUCUGACUGCACCUCAGACUCCCGAUGUCAUCACCACUGGCUCUGUACCUGGCACUUCGACAUCUGUCGAUGAGAAUGGAAGCACUCACGUCAUAGAAACCCUGGUUCCUACUACAGUCUCCGGCGAGACUGCUGGUACUUCAAGUCUUACCAACAGUGACGGAAUCGUCACUGGAAUCGAAGUCACAGAAACCGGUCCUCUGGCUCCUACUCAGACUCCCGAUGUCGUCACCACUGGAUCUAUUCCCGGCACUUCGACGUCUGUCGACGAGAAUGGAAGCACCCACGUGAUCGAGACCCUGGUUCCUUCUACAGUCUCUGGUGAGACUGCUGGUACUUUAAGUCUUACUAACAGUGACGGAGUUGUCACUGGAAUUGAGGUGACUGAGACUGGUCCUCUGGGACCAACUCAGACUCCCGACGUUAUCACCACUGGCUCUAUUCCCGGCACUUCGACAUCUGUCGACGAGAAUGGAAGCACUCACGUGAUUGAGACCCUGGUUCCUACUACAAUCUCUGGCGAGACUGCUGGUACUUCAAGUCUUACUAACGGUGACGGAAUCGUCACUGGAGUUGAGGUGACUGAGACUGGUCCUCUGACAGGAUCUCAGACUCCGACCCAGACUCCUGACAUCAUAACUACUGGUUCUAUUCCCGGCACUUCGACAUCUGUUGACGAGAACGGCAGCACUCACAUCAUCGAAACUCUUGUCCCCACGACAGUCUCCGGCGAGACUGCUGGUACUUCAACUCUCACCAACAGUGACGGAAUCGUCACUGGAAUUGAGGUGACUGAGACUGGACCUCUGACUCCAACUCAGACUCCCGAUGUUGUCACCACUGGCUCCAUUCCCGGCACCUCGACAUCUGUCGACGAGAAUGGAAGCACCCACGUGAUCGAGACCCUGGUCCCCUCAACAGUGUCCGGAGAGACAGCUGGCACCUCUAGUUUGACAAACAGCGACGGAAUCGUCACUGGAGUUGAGGUCACCGAAACUGGACCUGUGACUCCUACUCAGACUCCCGACGUUAUCACCACUGGACCUGUACCCGGAACAUCAACAUCUGUCGAUGAGAACGGUAGUACUCACGUGAUCGAGACCCUGGUUCCUACUACAGUCUCUGGUGAGACUGCUGGUACUUCAAGUCUUACCAACAGUGACGGAAUCGUCACUGGAAUUGAGGUGACUGAGACUGGACCUUUGGCUCCAACCGAGACUCCAGACGUCAUCACCACUGGUUCCAUUCCCGGCACUUCGACAUCUGUCGACGAGAAUGGAAGCACCCACGUGAUUGAGACCCUGGUUCCUACUACAGUCUCCGGUGAGACUGCUGGUACCUCAAGUCUUACCAACAGUGACGGAAUCGUCACUGGAAUUGAAGUCACCAAAACCGGUCCUCUGACUCCAACACAGACUCCCGAUGUCCUCACCACUGGCUCUAUUCCAGGUACUUCCACAUCUGUCGACGAGAAUGGAAGCACUCACAUCAUCGAGACUCUGGUUCCUACUACAGUCUCCGGCGAGACUGCUGGCACGUCUAGUUUAACAAACUCAGAUGGAAUCGUCACAGGAAUCGAAGUCACCGAGACUGGACCUCUGACUCCAACACAGACUCCCGAUGUCGUGACCACUGGCUCUAUUCCUGGUACUUCGACGUCGGUCGAUGAAAAUGGUAGCACUCACGUGGUUGAGACCCUGGUUCCGACUACAGUCUCUGGUGAGACUGCUGGUACUUCAAGUCUUACUAACAGUGACGGAGUUGUCACUGGAAUUGAGGUGACUGAGACUGGUCCUCAAACUCCAACUCAGACUCCCGAUGUCGUCACCACAGGCUCUAUUCCUGGUACUUCGACAUCUGUUGACGAGAAUGGCAGCACCCACGUGAUCGAGACUCUGGUUCCCUCAACUGUCUCUGGCGAGACUGCUGGAACUUCCAGCCUCACCAACAGUGACGGAAUCGUCACUGGAGUUGAAGUGACUGAGACUGGACCUCUGGCACCAACUCAGACUCCUGACAUCAUCACCACUGGAUCUGUACCCGGUACAUCGACAUCUGUUGACGAGAAUGGCAGCACCCACGUGAUCGAGACCCUGGUUCCUACUACAGUCUCUGGCGAGACUGCUGGUACUUCAAGUCUUACCAACAGUGAUGGAGUUGUCACCGGAGUUGAAGUCACCCAGACUGGGCCUGUGACUCCUACUCAGACUCCCGACGUUAUCACCACUGGACCUGUACCCGGCACAUCAACAUCUGUUGAUGAGAACGGUAGUACUCACGUCAUCGAGACCCUGGUUCCUUCAACAGUCUCUGGCGAGACUGCUGGUACUUCAAGUCUUACCAACAGUGACGGAAUCGUCACUGGAGUUGAAGUGACUGAAACUGGACCUCUGACAGGAUCUCAGACUCCAACCCAGACUCCUGACAUCAUAACUACUGGAUCUGUACCCGGUACAUCGACAUCUGUUGACGAGAAUGGCAGCACCCACGUGAUCGAGACCCUGGUCCCUACAACAGUCUCUGGCGAGACUGCUGGUACUUCAAGUCUUACCAACAGUGACGGAAUCGUCACUGGAGUUGAAGUGACUGAGACUGGACCUCUGACAGGAUCUCAGACUCCAACCCAGACUCCUGACAUCAUCACUACUGGAUCUGUACCCGGUACAUCGACAUCUGUUGACGAGAACGGCAGCACCCACGUGAUCGAGACCCUGGUCCCCUCAACUGUCUCUGGAGCGACUGCUGGUACUUCAAGUCUUACUAACAGUGACGGAGUCGUCACUGGAGUUAAAGUGACUGAGACUGGACCUCUGACAGGAUCUCAGACUCCAACCCAGACUCCUGACAUCAUCACUACUGGACCUGUACCCGGUACAUCGACAUCUGUUGACGAGAACGGCAGCACCCACGUGAUCGAGACCCUGGUCCCCUCAACUGUCUCUGGAGAGACUGCUGGUACCUCAAGUCUUACCAACAGUGACGGAGUUGUCACCGGAGUUGAAGUCACCCAGACUGGACCUCUGACUCCUACUCAGACUCCCGACGUUAUCACCACUGGACCUGUACCCGGCACUUCGACGUCUGUUGACGAGAACGGCAGCACCCACGUGAUUGAGACCCUGGUUCCUACUACAGUCUCUGGAGAGACUGCUGGUACUUCAAGUCUUACCAACAGUGACGGAGUUGUCACCGGAGUUGAAGUCACCCAGACUGGACCUCUGACUCCUACUCAGACUCCCGACGUUAUCACCACUGGACCUGUUCCCGGCACAUCGACAUCUGUUGACGAGAACGGCAGCACCCACGUGAUCGAGACCCUGGUCCCCUCAACAGUCUCCGGAGAGACUGCUGGCACGUCUAGUUUGACAAACAGCGACGGAAUCGUCACUGGAGUUGAAGUCACCCAGACUGGACCUCUGGCAACUCAGACUCCCGACGUUAUCACCACUGGACCGGUACCCGGCACAUCAACAUCUGUCGAUGAGAAUGGAAGCACUCACGUGAUCGAGACCCUGGUCCCCUCAACAGUCUCCGGCGAGACUGCUGGCACCUCAACUCUUACCAACAGUGACGGAGUUGUUACCGGAGUUGAAGUCACCCAGACUGGACCUCUGACUCCAACUCAGACCCCCGAUGUCGUCACCACUGGACCUGUUCCCGGCACAUCAACAUCUGUGGACGAGAAUGGCAGCACCCACGUGAUCGAGACCCUGGUUCCUACUACAGUCUCUGGCGAGACUGCUGGUACUUCAAGUCUUACCAACAGUGACGGAGUCGUCACUGGAAUUGAAGUCACAGAAACCGGUCCUCUGGCUCCUACUCAGACUCCCGAUGUCGUCACCACUGGCUCUAUUCCCGGCACAUCAACAUCUGUCGAUGAGAACGGUAGUACUCACGUCAUCGAGACCCUGGUUCCUACUACAGUCUCUGGUGAGACUGCUGGUACUUCAAGUCUUACCAACAGUGACGGAAUCGUCACUGGAAUUGAGGUGACUGAGACUGGACCUUUGGCUCCAACCGAGACUCCAGACGUCAUCACCACUGGUUCCAUUCCCGGCACUUCGACAUCUGUCGACGAGAAUGGAAGCACCCACGUGAUCGAGACCCUGGUCCCCUCAACAGUCUCCGGAGAGACUGCUGGCACGUCUAGUUUGACAAACAGCGACGGAAUCGUCACUGGAGUUGAAGUCACCCAGACUGGACCUCUGACUCCAACUCAGACUCCCGACGUUGUCACCACUGGACCUGUACCCGGAACAUCAACAUUUGUCGAUGAGAACGGUAGUACUCACGUCAUCGAGACCCUGGUUCCUUCCACUGUUUCUGGCGAGACUGCUGGUACCUCAAGUCUCACCAAUAGCGAUGGAAUUGUUACCGGAAUUGAAGUCACUGAGACUAACCCUCAGACUCCCGACGUCGUUACCACUGGUCCCAUUCCUGGUAGAUCGACAUCUGUUGACGAGAAUGGUAGCACACACGUGAUCGAGACUCUUGUUCCUUCGACACUUUCUGGCGAGACCGCUGGUACGUUAACUCUCACCAACGGCGACGGCGUUGUCACUGGAGUUGUUGUCACUGUAGCAUCCACACCCGUGAAACCGGACGUGGUUGAGACUGGUCCUGUGGCUGGCACAUCAACUAUUGACGAUGGUAAUGGACACACCAGUGUGGUUGUGACUCUGGUACCUUCCACCACCUUCGGCGAUGUGCCUGGCACCUCAAGUCUUACCAACAGUGACGGAAUCGUCACUGGAGUUGUCGUUACUGAUACCAUGGACCACACACCUGACAUUGUAACCACUGGAUCUGUUCCCGGCUUCGCCACGUCUGUUGAUGUUGAUGGUAGUACCCACUAUGUCCUGACUGUGGUUCCAUCGACAGUCACUGGUGAUACACCUGGUACUCUGAGUGUUCCUGAUGAUCGAGGCGUUAUCACUGGCGUAGUUGUCACUGUGACGCCAACCAAGCCUGAUUUUGUGACUACCGGCUCUAUUCCUGGUACUUCAACAUCUAUCGAUGGUGAAGGAAGUACCCAUUUGAUUGUCACUUUGGUUCCUUCGACUGUUUCAGGCGAAACCGCUGGUACCUCGAGUCUGACAAACAGUGAUGGAAUUGUGACUGGAAUCGAAGUCACCCAAACCACUGCACAGACUCCUGACAUUGUUACUACUGGAUCUGUUCCCGGCACCACGACAUCCACCGAUGACGUUGGAGGCUCGCAUGUGAUUGUUACCGUUGUCCCUAAGACCGUGACAGGAGAUACCGCCGGAACUUCAAGCCUCACCAAUUCGGAUGGUGUUAUCACUGGUGUCGAGGUUACAGAGACCUCCAGCCACAAGCCCGACGUUGUAACGACAGGACCUGUUGCUGGCACCACCACGUACACAGAUGUUGACGGCAACACCCAGAUCAUUGCUACCGUCGUACCCAGUACGCUGACCGGCGAUGUUCCGGGUACUUCUAGCGUCACCAACUCGGACGGCAUUGUGACAGGCGUCGAAGUCACCGAAACCUCUCCUGUGAAACCUGACUAUGUCACGACUGGUUCCGUCCCUGGAACCUCCACUUCUCGAGACGACGAUGGCAACACACAUGUGAUUGUGACUGUCGUACCUAGCACCACGUUUGGAGAUGUUCCUGGAACAUCCAGUCUCACAAACUCCGACGGUGUCGUCACCGGCGUGGAGGUUACUCAAACCACUGACCAUAAGCCCGAUGUCGUCACCACUGGAUCUGAACCUGGUUUCUCUACCUCCGUUGACGACGACGGCAGCACUCAUUAUGUUCUCACUGUCGUUCCAUCUACCGUCACCGGUGAUACGCCCGGAACUACAAGCCUGACCAACAGCGAUGGCGUUGUCACCGGAGUUGAAGUCACUCAAUCAUCUCGACAUACCCCCGAUCUUGUGACCACUGGCGAAUCAGCAGGAACCACAACUUUCACAGACGACAACCAUAACACUCACGUGGUUGUUACGGUUGUUCCCAGUACUGUAACAGGCGAUGUUGCCGGAACCUCUAGUAUUGUCGACGAUGAUGGAGUUGUGACGGGAGUUGUGAUUACUAAGACGACAGAACCUUAUGCCAUCACUACUGGACCCGUGCCUGGAAUUUCAACCUCGACUGAUAGCGAUGGAAACACUCAUUAUAUUGAAACCCUGGUGCCUACAACACUCACUGGAGACGUUGCAGGCACGACAAGUCUCACCGACAGCGACGGACAUGUCACCCAAGUCCUAGUCACCGAGACACCUACCGGUGGAUCUGGCCUAGGAGGAGAUCAACCAACAUCUGUGGUUACGGGCCCUACUGCGGGUACUGUCACCACUAUUGAUGAGGCAGGAAGCACUCACUACGAAGUCACAGUUGUCCCCACUACUGUGACUGGCAGUGUUCCUGGAACCUUGAGUAUUCCCAAUGACAAUGGAGUUAUCACCGGCGUGAUCGUGACUGUGACACCUACAAAGCCCGAUAUCGUUACUACGGGAUCUGUGGCAGGUACUACCACUGUCGAUGAUGGUAAUGGACAAACAAGUGUUAUCGUUACACUUGUGCCCUCUACGACUUUCGGUGAUAUUCCUGGCACAUCCAGUUUUGUGGAUGAUGACGGAAUCGUUACUGGAGUUGUGGUUACUGAAACUAUGGAUCAUACACCCGACGUUGUGACCACUGGUUCAGUACCUGGAUUCGCUACGUCUGUUGACGUAGAUGGAUCUACCCACUAUGUUCUCACUGUUGUUCCUUCCACUGUCACCGGUGAUACACCUGGCACUCUGAGUGUACCUGAUGAUCGAGGAGUUAUUACUGGCGUUGUUGUCACCGUGACACCAGCGAAACCUGAUGUUGUCGAGACCGGUCCUGUGGCCGGUACGUCAACUGUUGACGACGGUAAUGGACACACAAGCGUUGUUGUAACAGUUGUUCCUUCAACAGCCACCGGUGAUGUCCCCGGUACAUCCAGCAUCCUUGAUGAUGAUGGAAUCGUCACUGGAGUUGUUGUAACCGUGACUCCCACACCUGUGAAACCCGACGUGGUUGAGACUGGUCCUGUGGCAGGCACAUCAACUAUCGACGAUGGUAAUGGACAUACAAGUGUCAUUGUGACUCUGGUACCCUCCACCACCUUCGGUGAUGUGCCUGGCACCUCGAGUCUUACCAACAGUGAUGGAAUCGUCACUGGAGUUGUGGUUACCGAUACCAUGGAUCAUACACCCGACGUUGUUACCACUGGAUCGGUUCCUGGAUUCGCUACGUCUGUUGAUGUAGAUGGAUCUACCCACUAUGUCCUGACUGUGGUUCCUUCCACUGUCACCGGCGAUACACCAGGCACUCUGAGUGUACCUGAUGAUCGAGGAGUUGUCACUGGCGUUGUUGUCACCGUGACACCAGCGAAGCCAGACGUUGUUGAGACUGGUCCUGUUCCUGGUACGACCACUAUUGACGACGGUAAUGGACACACAAGCGUUGUUGUAACAGUUGUUCCUUCAACAGCCACUGGUGAUGUCCCCGGUACAUCCAGCAUCCUUGAUGAUGAUGGAAUCGUCACUGGAGUUGUUGUAACCGUGACUCCCACACCUGUGAAACCCGACGUGGUUGAGACUGGUCCUGUGGCAGGCACAUCAACUAUCGACGAUGGUAAUGGACAUACAAGUGUCAUUGUGACUCUGGUACCCUCCACCACCUUCGGUGAUGUGCCUGGCACCUCAAGCCUUACCAACAGUGACGGAAUCGUCACUGGAGUUGUGGUUACCGAUACCAUGGACCAUACACCCGACGUUGUGACCACUGGAUCGGUUCCUGGAUUCGCUACAUCUGUUGAUGUAGAUGGAUCUACCCACUAUGUCCUGACUGUGGUUCCUUCCACUGUCACCGGCGAUACACCAGGCACUCUGAGUGUACCUGAUGAUCGAGGAGUUGUCACUGGAGUUGUUGUCACCGUGACACCCACGCCCGUGAAACCUGAUGUUGUCGAGACUGGUCCUGUGGCCGGUACGUCAACUGUUGAUGAUGGCAAUGGACAUACAAGCGUCAUUGUGACUCUUGUUCCUUCUACUGCCACUGGUGAUGUCCCCGGUACCUCAAGUCUUACCAACAGUGACGGAAUCGUCACCGGAGUUGUGGUCACCGUGACACCCACGCCCGUGAAACCUGAUGUUGUCGAGACUGGUCCUGUGGCCGGUACGUCAACUAUAGACGAUGGUAAUGGACACACCAGUGUCAUUGUGACUCUGGUACCCUCCACCACCUUCGGUGAUGUCCCUGGCACCUCAAGUCUCACCAACAGUGACGGAAUCGUCACUGAAGUUGUGGUUACCGAUACCAUGGAUCAUACACCCGAUGUUGUUACCACUGGAUCUGUUCCUGGAUUCGCUACAUCUGUUGAUGUAGAUGGAUCUACCCACUACGUCCUAACCGUGGUUCCUUCCACUGUCACCGGUGAUACACCUGGUACCCUGAGUGUACCUGAUGAUCGAGGAGUUGUCACUGGCGUUGUUGUCACCGUGACACCAGCGAAGCCAGACGUUGUUGAGACUGGUCCUGUUCCUGGUACGACCACUAUUGACGACGGUAAUGGACACACAAGCGUUGUUGUAACAGUUGUUCCUUCAACAGCCACUGGAGACGUUCCUGGUACAUCUAGCAUUCUUGAUGAUGAUGGAAUCGUUACUGGAGUUGUCGUCACUGUGACGCCGACGCCCGUGAAGCCUGAUGUCGUCGAGACUGGUCCUGUGGCAGGCACGUCAACUAUCGACGACGGUAAUGGACACACCAGUGUCAUUGUGACUCUGGUACCCUCCACCACCUUCGGUGAUGUGCCUGGCACCUCGAGUCUUACCAACAGUGACGGAAUCGUCACUGGAGUUGUGGUUACUGAAACUAUGGAUCAUACACCCGACGUUGUGACCACUGGUUCAGUACCUGGAUUCGCUACGUCUGUUGACGUAGAUGGAUCUACCCACUAUGUCCUGACUGUGGUUCCUUCCACUGUCACCGGCGAUACACCAGGCACUCUGAGUGUACCUGAUGAUCGAGGAGUUAUUACUGGCGUUGUUGUCACCGUGACACCAGCGAAACCUGAUGUUGUCGAGACCGGUCCUGUGGCCGGUACGUCAACUGUUGAUGAUGGCAAUGGACAUACAAGCGUCAUUGUGACUCUUGUUCCUUCUACUGCCACUGGUGAUGUACCCGGUACCUCGAGUCUAACCAACAGUGACGGAAUCGUCACUGGAGUUGUUGUCACCUUGACACCCACACCCGUGAAGCCUGAUGUUGUCGAGACUGGCUCCGUACCUGGUACGACCACUAUCGACGAUGGUAAUGGACAUACAAGUGUCAUUGUGACUCUGGUACCCUCCACCACCUUCGGUGAUGUGCCCGGCACCUCAAGCCUUACCAACAGUGAUGGAAUCGUCACUGGAGUUGUGGUUACCGAUACCAUGGACCAUACACCCGACGUUGUUACCACUGGAUCGGUUCCUGGAUUCGCUACAUCUGUUGACGUAGAUGGAUCUACGCACUAUGUGCUUACUGUUGUUCCUUCCACUGUCACCGGUGAUACACCUGGUACCCUGAGUGUACCUGAUGAUCGAGGAGUUGUUACUGGCGUGGUUGUGACCGUUACACCCACGCCCGUGAAACCCGACGUUGUCGAGACAGGCCCCGUGGCAGGCACGUCAACCAUCGACGAUGGUAAUGGACAUACAAGCGUUGUUGUGACUCUUGUUCCCUCCACCACCUUCGGUGAUGUCCCUGGCACCUCAAGUCUCACCAACAGUGACGGAAUCGUCACUGGAGUUGUGGUUACCGAUACCAUGGAUCAUACACCCGACGUUGUGACCACUGGAUCGGUUCCUGGAUUUGCUACGUCUGUUGAUGUAGAUGGAUCUACCCACUAUGUUCUCACUGUUGUUCCUUCCACUGUCACUGGAGACACACCUGGUACCCUGAGUGUUCCUGAUGAUCGAGGAGUUGUUACUGGCGUGGUUGUGACCGUUACACCCACGCCCGUGAAGCCUGAUGUUGUCGUGACUGGAUCUGUUCCUGGUACAACCACUAUCGACGAUGGUAAUGGACAUACCAGCGUCAUUGUGACUCUUGUUCCUUCUACUGCCACUGGUGAUGUCCCCGGUACCUCGAGUCUUACCAACAGUGACGGAAUCGUCACCGGAGUUGUGGUCACCGUGACACCCACACCCGUGAAGCCUGAUGUUGUCGAGACUGGUCCUGUGGCCGGUACGUCAACUAUAGACGAUGGUAAUGGACACACCAGUGUCAUUGUGACUCUGGUACCUUCCACCACCUUCGGUGAUGUGCCCGGCACCUCGAGUCUUACCAACAGUGACGGAAUCGUCACUGGAGUUGUGGUCACUGAUACUAUGGAUCAUACACCCGAUGUUGUUACCACUGGAUCUGUUCCUGGAUUCGCUACAUCUGUUGAUGUAGAUGGAUCUACCCACUAUGUCCUAACCGUGGUUCCUUCCACUGUCACCGGCGAUACACCAGGCACUCUGAGUAUACCCGAUGAUCGAGGCGUUGUCACUGGUGUAAUUGUAACUGUGGCACCUUCACCGAAGCCAAGUGUUACUACUGGACCUGUGGCCGGUUCGACCACAAUUGGUGAUGACAACGGACAGUCCCAUGUUGUCGUGACUGUCGUGCCGACGACAGUCACUGGUGAUGUCGCUGGCACUUCAAGUGUGCAGAAUGGCGAUGGAGUCGUCACAGGCGUCAUCGUUACAGAUACCUCGCAGGGCGGAGGUAACCAAGGAGGAGGCUUAGGAGGAGAAGAGGAAACGGAUGUUGUGACUGGCUCCCUACCUGGCACCGUCACCACCAAGAACGACGCAGGAAGCACCUUCUAUGUAGUUACAGUGGUACCAUCUACCGUAACAGGUGAAUCUCCUGGCACGUCCAGCCUCUCCAACACUCAUGGCGAUGUGACAGCAGUUAUUGUUACUGUGACAUCAUCUGUGAAGCCCGAUGUCGUAACGACAGGCCCUAUUCCGGGUACAACAACCAUCGACGACGGAGAUGGAAGUUCUCGAGUUGUCGUCACCGUAAUUCCCACGACGGCGAGUGGUGACACUCCCGGUACGUCGAGUGUCACAAACGAUGAUGGCGUCGUCACUGGCGUCAUAGUCACCCAGACCUCUGCGCCAUCGCUUCCCACUUUCACCACUGGUUCGACUGCUGGAACUUCAACGUCAACAGACGACUCAGGAAACACCCACAUUAUUGUGACUGUGGUUCCCAGUACCGUGACGGGUAUCGUUCCUGGCACAUCAACUUUGGCCGAUGAUAGUGGCGUUGUCACUGGUGUAAUCGUUACCACGGCUUCCUCCAUCUUCCAGCCCGACGUUGUGGUCACAGGUUCCACUCCUGGCGUGUCUGUCUCUACCAAUCCUCAAGGCAGCACUGUAAUCAUCGAAACCUUAGUGCCAACGACAGUAACGGGAGACGAGGAAGGAACAUCAAGCCUUACCAACAGCAACGGAGUUGUUACGGAUGUUAUUGUCACAGUGCUACCAACAGUUACGACAACAGAAUCUGGAUCCGGUUUUGGCGACGAAGGCGAUGGAGCAGGAACAACAGUAGUGACUGGCUCCUCAGCAGGUACCUCCACGUUGACAGACGGAGGUGUCUCGCGUGUGAUUGUCACAGUGGUACCAACAACCUUGUCUGGUCCUGUUGGCGGCACCUCGACUCUCGUGGAUAACAAUGGCGUUCCAACAGGCGUCGAAGUAACCGUCGGUCCUCUGACAACCGGUUCUGGAUCUGGUUCGUUCCCUGACUCGGAACAUGGAGACUCUCAAGGUGUUCGAACACUGACAGACUCGCGUGGUUCUUCUUUUGUCAUCCAGACAUCAGAUCAGACUACUACAGUUGGACCGACCCCUGGUACGUCAGUUAUGACCGACAGCAAUGGAGUCCCCACUGGCGUUGUGGUCACUGUUCUGCCCUCAAGAAGCAGUCCAUUUAACCCCAUUGGAGGCGACGCGUCGUCACUUUCCGUUUCAUACCGAACCAGCACAGUUUCUCCUCUCGAAACUGCUGGACAUGGUAGCGGCUUUGGAUCCAACGAUGGCUCUUCAGAUUCUGGAUUCGGACAGCCUGACUCAGGAAGUGGAGGAAACGGAGGAAACGGAGGAAACGGAGGAAACGGAGGAAACGGAGGAAACGGAGGAAACGGAGGAAACGGAGGAAACGGAGGAAACGGAGAAAGCGGAGGAUCUGGACACGGUAACACAGGCUCAGACUCUGGAGUUGGCGGUGUUAAUGGACAAGGCGGAACUGGACAAGGUGGGGCUGGCUCUCACCCCGAUUCUGGUUCCAAUGGCGGAAAUGGGGAAUCUGGAUUCGGAGGAGCAGGCUCUGGCUCGAACCCAGACUCUGGCUCUCAACAAGGUGUUGGCGGAGGCGGCAGUGGAAAUGGUGCAGGAUUCGGAUCCGACGGAAGCCAGGAGACACCUGCGUUGUACUCCAGCUCUGGUUCAGGUCCUCUCCAGGCCAACAAUGCUCGCGGUCUCAAGCCCCAUCAAGGCUUUGUUCUGGGCUCACUGAUGGCAUUCGUCUUGCUUGUCAUGUAA